Messenger RNA from Cygnus olor (mute swan), 6712 nucleotides. It is a transcript of the gene WWC2, whose product is annotated as WW and C2 domain containing 2. Gene Ontology annotation, molecular function: kinase binding; molecular adaptor activity. Bases 575 to 4132 code for a protein of 1185 amino acids. Lineage: Eukaryota; Metazoa; Chordata; Aves; Anseriformes; Anatidae. Gene Ontology annotation, biological process: regulation of hippo signaling; cell migration; negative regulation of organ growth. The record is from RefSeq and is a predicted model, not a curated record. The transcript has 23 exons. Gene Ontology annotation, cellular component: cytoplasm.
GGGGCGCAGCGCUGCCCUCGCCACACGGCAGCCCCCCCCCCCCCCCCGGGGUUUCGGGCAGCCGGGAGGCAGAGUGCUCGGGGUGACGGAGCGGUGCGGGAAGCCAGCCCGCUGGGGAGCCGCGAGGCCUCCCUCGCCGCCUUCCCCGUCCCCUUCUCCUUCCCCACGCUGGGCAUUUUCCUGCCCCCCCGCCCCGGUCCUCGUCCCGCCCCGCUCGGGGCCCGGCGCGGUAUCGGCGGGCAGCGCCGUCAGGGUUAACCGCGAGGAAUGCGACGGGAGGAAUGUGCAUGCAGAUGAGAUGGAUGCUAAUCUCAUGCUAAUGAGCGGCGGCCGCGGCCGCCCGGGGCUCAGCCGGGCUCCCCGCACCCGCGCCCAGACGGCAGCUGGGCUCCGCCGGGAAGCCUGACCCGGGCUGCCGCCCGCCCCGACAUGGUGGACUGAGAGCCGGCGGCCGACGAGGCUUUGCCGGGCUCCCUCCAGCGUGUCCCCCGGCCUCCCCGGCCCGGGCGGGGGCUUUUCCCGCUUCCCUUCUUUCUUUCCGUCCCUAUGGAGCAGCUACCCCCGCCGGCCGACCAUGCCUAGGAAAGCGGGGAAUGGGCAGCUCCCCUUACCCGAUGGCUGGGAGGAGGCGAGGGAUUACGACGGCAAAGUCUUCUACAUCGACCACAACACCAAGCAGACCAGCUGGAUCGACCCCAGGGACAGGUUAACAAAACCCUUGUCAUUUGCGGAUUGUGUUGGGGAUGAACUGCCGUGGGGAUGGGAAGCUGCGUACGAUCCUCAGAUUGGUGUGUACUAUAUCGAUCACAUCAACCAAACAACACAAAUAGAAGAUCCCAGGAAACAAUGGAGGCAAGAGCAAGAGAGAAUGUUAAAGGAUUAUCUUAUGGUAGCCCAGGAUGCUCUCAGUACUCAGAAAGAGCUGUACCAGGUGAAGGAACAGAGGCUAGCACUUGCACUGGAUGAGUAUGUACGGUUGAACGAUGCCUACAAAGAAAAAUCAAGCUCUCGUACAAGCUUGUUCUCAGGCUCCUCAUCAAGCACGAAGUAUGACCCUGACAUUCUGAAGGCUGAAAUCUCCACUACAAGAUUAAGGGUUAAGAAGCUGAAGAGGGAACUCUCUCAGAUGAAGCAAGAGCUGCUGUACAAGGAACAGGGCUUUGAAACGCUGCAACAAAUUGACCAAAAAAUGUCUGGAGGCCAGAGUGGGUAUGAACUGUGUGAGGCCAAAGCCAUCCUGAGUGAACUGAAAUCUAUCAGAAAGGCGAUAAGUUCAGGGGAGAGAGAAAAACAAGAUUUAAUGAAGAGUCUUGCAAAGCUGAGAGAGAAAUUCAGUCUUGACCAGACCAUUGGGAUAUCUGAACCAGACUUGAGUUCGAGCUCUGUAAACUCCCAGCUGUGUUUUUCUAGACAAACAUUGGAUACAGGGUCUCAGACUGACAUUUCUGGUGAGGUUGGAGCAAGAAGUAGAUCAAAUUUAGCAGAGAAGGUCAGAUUAAGUCUUCAGUAUGAAGAGGCAAAAAGAAGCAUGGCUAACUUAAAGAUCGAACUGUCUAAGCUAGAUAGUGAGGCCUGGCCUGGGGCACUGGAUGUGGAAAAGGAAAAACUGAUGCUAAUCAAUGAAAAAGAAGAGCUUUUGAAGGAACUCCAGUUUAUUACACCACGCAAACGUACUCAAGAUGAGCUAGAGCAGCUAGAAGCAGAAAGGAAGAGGCUUGAAGAGGAGCUGCAUUCUGUAAAGAGCACACCCAGUCAAGCACUUGCUGAAAGGUUGAAACUGGAGGAGAGAAGAAAAGAGUUGGUACAGAAACUUGAAGAAACUACAAAACUGACUACUUAUUUGCAUUCGCAACUUAGGAGCCUCUCAGCUAGCACGUUGUCUGUGUCUUCAGGGAGCAGUUUGGGAUCGCUGGCAUCCAGCCGGGGGUCUCUGAACACGUCAAGCAGAGGGUCGCUAAACUCACUCAGCUCCACGGAUCUCUACUAUAACCCAGGCGAUCAGAUAACAGACUUGGACUAUCAGUAUAAACUUGACUUCAUAUUGCAAGAAAAAAGUGGUUACAUUCCUUCGGGGCCUAUCACUACUAUUCAUGAAAAUGAAGUGGUCAGCUCCCAUGGGAGACUGGGUUACAGUGACUCUCCUUCAGCUGCAGACCACCCCAAACUGACUGAGCCUCCCAAAUCUGUGACAUCGCUGUCUUCCAGGUCCUCGCUGUCCUCGUUGUCCCCCCCAGGCUCCCCUUUGGUUUUAGAAGCUGCAUUUUCUGUCUCGGCUCAAAAUUCCCCUCUGCAUCACCUCACUACAGACUUUGAAGACUGUGACCUUUCAGGUGAUUUUGCAGGCAUUAGUCUCUGUGAGAACCAAAUGUUAUUGGACUCUGAAGCCAGAGCAGGAUCUCAGAUUCCUACAGACGAUAAAGAUCUUAAUGAAAGCAUUAGGCAGCCUCUGCCUUCUCUACAUGAAGGAAGUUCAGGUGUUGACUUACCAAGAAGAGCAGCUGGUCACCUGCUUGCAGAGAAAACAGCUUGUGUAUCUGCUGCCGUGUCUGAUGAGUCUGUAGCUGGAGAUAGUGGUGUAUAUGAAGCUUCUGUGAAACAACCAAACGAAACCGAGGACAUUGUAUAUAGUGAAGAUGAUGCAGCAACUCUCGAGGCUGCCCAGGUACAAAUAGGACUCAGAUAUGACCACAGCAAUUCAAGUUUUGUGAUAAUCAUAGUCCAGCUCAGAAAUCUUCCAGCGUUUUCUGUCCCCCUUGGCUCUAAAGUGUAUAUUAGAGUAGCAGUACUUCCAUCCUCAACCGAUAUCAGCUGUCUGUUCCGCACAAAAGUUCAUCCGGCCAUGGAGACCAUUUUAUUCAACGAGAUAUUCAGAGUGGCCAUUUCCCAAGUAACACUGCUCCAGAAGACGCUGAGAAUAGACGUUUGUGCUGUCAGUAGAAGUCGUCGGGAGGAGUGCUUGGCUGGAACUCAGAUCAGUCUGGCAGAUUUAUCGUUUUCUGAUGAGACUUGUACUCAGUGGUACAACCUUUUGCCUUGCAAGCAAAUUCCUGGCAAAAAAAACAAGGAACAGAAUGAAGAAUCCAUGUUUCUGUUAAGCAAGCAGUCUUCGGACUCUUUGGACUUGGAUGCUGUGUCAGCUCUGCUGGAGAGGACAUCUGCUGAGCUGGAAGCAGUAGAACAAGAGCUGGCUGAAGAUGAGGAGGAGGAGGAUGAACAGGAGCAAAGGGGCUCUGAGGAAGACUGGUUAGAAAUGCUCGUAGAAGCAUCUGAUGAAAUUGUUGACGAAGAGGAAGAUGGCAUUAAGCUGGCAGUAGAAGGCAGCUGUGCUGAUGACAUGGGGUUAUUCAUUGAUGCAGCAGAAACGGAGGAAGACAAGGACAGAGAGAACAAUGAUGAGGGCCAUGAAAGCCAGCAAGCUGCGGUAAUACUAACACUGGUUGAUAAAGAGACUAACACUGAGGAACCAGUUAAUGAGAAUGCAACAGUCCGACCCAAGGACAGGACCAGCUGGAGCUCCAGACAGCGUCCCUUUGUCAGGAACAGCAUGAUAGUGCGCUCACAAACCUUCUCUCCAGGCGAGCGGAACCAAUACAUCUGUAGGUUGAAUCGAAGUGACAGUGACAGCUCAACACUAGCCAAAAAGUCUCUCUUUGUGAGAAACGCCACAGAAAGGAGGAGCCUAAGAGUUAAACGGCCUGUUUGCCAACCGAUCAUGCGAAGAGCUAUGCAAGAGUGCCCUAUCCGCACUUCCCUUGACUUGGAGCUGGACCUCCAGGCGUCACGCACACGACAGAAUCGACUGAAUGAUGAGCUUCAGGCCUUGCGGGAUCUUAAACAGAAGCUCGAGGAAAUGAAAGGUAGAGGAGAGACAGACCUUCCCCUGUGUGUGCUCGAGGACGAACGAUUUCAGAAACUCCUGAAACAAGCUGAAAAACAGGCUGAACAGUCAAAAGAAGAGCAGAAACAAGGUUUAAGUGCUGAGAAACUGAUGAGGAAAGCUUCUAAGGAUGUAUGCCGGUUACGGGAGCAAAGCCAGAAAGUGCCACUGCAGGUGCAGUCAUUCAGGGAGAAGAUAGCAUAUUUCACAAGAGCAAAGAUCAGUAUACCAGCCCUUCCAGCUGAUGACGUAUAAUUAUGCAUUUUCAUUGAAGUGUUUUCCCACUUGCUCAUCUCUUUUUUCGAUGAACUUUUUAGUUCUAGUGACCUGCUUUAAAGAUCUUCUAUUUUACAUUCACUAUUGAUAUGUUUAUUUGUAAAAUACAGUGAAUUGAAUUGUUGUAUGCCUGAAAAAGAAAAAAAAAAAAACAACCACCAGAAAACCAAAGUAGAUUAAUUUUGGUAUACUGAUGCUGAUUUUGUACAGUUUGUAUGUAUUGCAUGUGUGUUUUUAUUUUGUAAAGAUGGAACAAAGGAACAAAGGCAGUACUAAGCAUGUAUCCUGUUGAACUGCACUGUGUUGAGAAAUAUUACGUUCAACAGAAGACUGUUUAUCUUUUCACUAUUUUCAUGUGAGCAGACUGUGAAGAUGGCUGUUUUGCCAUGCAAUAUUUUUGUAUAAGAGUGUGACUUUCAUAGUUUGAAGUUAACUACAACUGUAAACUCCUUUCCAAAACAUCAAGGCUGCCUCACAACAGCUGCUAAUUAGAUUCAUCACUCACAUUGGAAUUUUGUUUCUGAAAACAAAUUUAUUCUGUUUUUGUUUUUAAUACUUUAUAGGAAGAAACAGAGUCCAGAGUUUAGUUUUGUGAAUGUACAGUACUUUAACCUGCACUAAAAGGUUUCUUGCAUCUGCGGGAGAGUGAGGAAAGACAAAGCAGACAAGUAACCCUAAAAACUUAUUAUGAGACUACCAAAAGGGCAGCUGCUUUCUGAACUGGAAGCUGAAUCAAAUUUGUAACACCAGCAUUGAAAUCAGAGUAGUUACAGCCACUGUACACUUAGUGGGGGUUUCCUCUAUACGAAUCUUUUGUCCUAAAGGCUCUUAUUGCUGACUAGGAGAAUAUAACAAUGUUCACUAGGCUUAGAAAUACAAAGAGAUUUUUAUUAAAGUAUUUGUACCAAUAGAAAAAUCUGUCAGACAGUAACUCAGUCUGUUGGUAACGUAAACCCUCUCUGAUCUGAAAAGAUCCUAACUAGAAGGCUUUGCAUAUUUCAGUACAAAACAUUGUUAAAAAUACACAAUUGACCCUGUAUGCAGUUGAGCGUGCACAGGUUUAAUAAGUAGAUAUGAACAACACAUUUCAAACUUGUUUUAUAUGAAGAAGCCUCCUAGGAAGAAACAUCAACUUGUAUUCAUUCUGUUAGAAGUCCAGAACAUCGGAUGUUUACACAGCCCUGUCUGGGUAAAAGCAGUUGGGGUUUUACCUUGUUUGGACUGUACAAGUAGGCAGACCUCAUAGACAGAAUUUAGUUCAUUUUCUACUUAGUAUGUUGCACUCAGAUGUAUUUAAUGCAGUGGCUGAAGUUUUCUUCCCCAAGCAACAAGCCGCAUAUGCAUGGUCUUUAUCUUUCAAAAAGGCUGUAAUUGGUGAGAAAAUGGAAGUGCCUAUAACCACAAUAUGGUAGCAGCUGUCUGAAGUUCAAAGUGACAAUUCUGUCAUGAGAGGUCUGUAUAAGCCUCACCCAAGGGUUUUCUUAUGCACAAACGCAUCAGUUCACUUCAAUGUAUAGCAAAACAUGCUAUUUUGGGCAUUAUGACUGGUUGAACAUCCUUUAUGAAUGCCCCAUUUGUUUUUUGUUUCUUGGGUUUGAGAUAACAUUCAUAUUUGAAAGGUCAAUUUUAAAAAACAAGUCUGGAAUUAUUUAAUGUAGAGGUGAAAUGAAGGUUGGCAGUUUCAACUUCUCAAUUUGAUUAUAUAAGAUGUUUGUAGAAUAAUGUUUAGAGGUAUACUUUAUGAUUUUUCUUUUAUUUAUUUACAGUCUUAUUUAUGUUCUGUUUAAUAUAGUUCAGUUCUGGCCAUAAAAAAUAAGGUGGUUGUUGUGAAAAGUAUUUAGAGCUGUCUAAAUUCUUGCCAGCUUAGCUGUUUUUUCUCACAUGUUGAAUAAUUUUCAAAAAGUAUUAUCUGAUUUGUAAGCAUGGGGUAAGGCCAAAAUGUAAGUAUUGCUGGCUUUCGCUUGCAAAACUCAUUUUUAAAUGAGACACUUAAAACAUAUUUGUGCUCCUCCCUUUCCACAUUGGUAAGGCUGAACAUAUUUAUGGGCAGCUUUUAACAGUUAUGUUUUGUUUUUAACUAAUUCAAAUUAUGCACACUCAAAACACUCAAUAGAAUAAGCUAAAAUAAUACAUACCAAUAACCCCCCAUCAGUUUAAAAUUAUAAAUAUUACUCCAAGUAGAAUUUACUCUGCACAGCAGGGUAUAACAAGUGUAAUUAGUUCUGUUUCCAGGUACCAAUAUCAUGCAGUUGCAUAUAUCAAAAUCUAGAUAUUACUGGUACAAGAAUAUUUAGCCAAAUGAGCAAAGGUUAGCAGAAAUUUUAAUAGAACAAAUCAUCUUUUUAAAACUAUUGCUAUGUUUAUACUGUAUUAAAUAUCAAAUGCUCAGGACUGAACUAAAUAUUUAAUCAGGUUAUAUUCUGAAUGUGUUUCUGUUCUAAUUUUGUCUGUAAGAGUAUGCAAAUACAUCACAUAGAUUAACUUGUCUCUGCACUUUCCAUGUGUUUCAGUGAUUGGAAAAUACUUUUUUUUUUUUUUUAAACAAAGCUCUUUUCCAGA